Messenger RNA from Durio zibethinus, 5237 nucleotides. RefSeq names its product clustered mitochondria protein-like. Gene Ontology annotation, cellular component: cytoplasm. Gene Ontology annotation, molecular function: protein binding. The record is from RefSeq and is a predicted model, not a curated record. NCBI's taxonomy places the organism in Eukaryota, Viridiplantae, Streptophyta, Magnoliopsida, Malvales, Malvaceae. Gene Ontology annotation, biological process: organelle organization.
AAUCAAAAUGAAAUGAACAAAUAAUUUCAGUGCUCGGCCAAAAUUUCGCCGCCGCCGCCACUGCCCUCUUUCUGCUUCUUCUUCUAAAACCUCCGCUUUUCCUUUUUGUUCUUAAAAAACACAAAGACAGUGUUUAUCGUUUGCGAUUGAGAUUGAAGUUUCUUGGUAUUGGUAUCAGGUUCGUGCAAAUGGCAGGCAAAUCUAACAAGGGAAGGAACCGGAGAGGGUCACACAAUUCAUCAACUGUUUCAGAGCAAGCUGUAUCAUCUGAUACUGUCUUGAAGGAUAAUGUAAUUGCUUCUGAGACUCUGAAAGUUGACUCUAAUGGAAUUCCAGACAUGGUCGAAUCGUCUGGUCCCAAGUCAGAGUUGACAGAGCAUGAAACUUUGCAAACGUCAAGCCAACCAAAGCAAGGUGACCUUCAUCUUUAUCCAGUGUCUGUUAAAACACUAAGUGGCGAAAAGCUUGAGCUGCAACUGAAUCCUGGAGAUUCUGUCAUGGACAUACGACAGUUCCUUCUUGAUGCUCCAGAGACCUGUUACUUCACAUGCUAUGAUUUACUGCUGCACGUUAAAGAUGGUUUAACUCAUCAUUUAGAAGAUUAUAAUGAAAUUUCUGAAGUAGCUGACAUUACUAUUGGUGGCUGCUCCUUGGAGAUGGUUGCUGCUUUAUAUGAUGAUAGAUCUAUCAGAGCUCAUGUUCACCGCACGAGAGAGUUGCUUUCCCUUUCUACACUUCAUGCCUCACUCUCAACAUCGCUUGCGCUGCAGUAUGAGAAUACACAAAGUAAAGCUCCAAAUUCAGGAGAUGCUGCAAGAACUGACGUUUCAGAGCUUGAUGGCCUCGGCUUUAUGGAGGAUGUUGCCGGAUCGUUAGGUAAAUUGUUAUCUUCAUCUUCAAAGGAGAUCAAAUGUGUUGAGAGUGUUGUUUUUUCAUCCUUCAAUCCUCCACCAAGCUAUCGAAGGCUUGUAGGGGAUUUGAUCUAUUUGGAUAUAGUAACAUUAGAGGGUAGCCAAUACUGUAUUACGGGAACCACAAAGAUGUUUUAUGUCAAUUCAAGCACAGGGAAUGUUCUUGACCCAAGACCAAGCAAAGCUGGUUCUGAAGCAACAAGUCUCAUUGGACUCCUGCAGAAAAUUAGCUCUAAGUUCAAAAAAGCUUUCCGUGAGAUUUUGGAGCGGAAGGCUACUGCACAUCCUUUUGAAAAUGUUCAAUCUCUGUUGCCGCCAAAUUCAUGGCUGGAAUUAUAUCCUGUUCCUGAUCACAAACGCGAUGCUGCCAGGUCGGAGGAUGCAUUGACUCUUUCAUAUGGGAGUGAGUUGAUUGGCAUGCAAAGAGAUUGGAAUGAAGAAUUGCAGUCUUGUCGAGAAUUUCCACAUACAACUCCUCAAGAAAGGAUCCUGCGAGAUAGGGCUCUUUAUAAAGUAACAUCAGACUUUGUUGAUGCAGCAAUUAGUGGUGCUGUUGGAGUCAUCAACAGAUGUAUACCACCCAUAAAUCCAACUGAUCCAGAGUGCUUUCACAUGUAUGUUCACAACAACAUAUUCUUCAGUUUUGCUGUGGAUGCGGAUCUGGAUCAAUUGUCCAAGAAAUGUGCAGUAGAUACCAAUUCAAAUGAUCAAAGCAGACAUGAAGCCACUUUGUUUUGUUCAUCUGAAAGGGUUGCUAAUGAAAUGUUGCAUGGAGAUAAUAGCAUGGGUUCAAAUGGGGAAAGAUGUGAUGGAUCAAUUAUAGGGGACAGUUAUAGUGUAAAAGAAUCAGCUCUAGGUUCUGUUGAGACAUCAUUGGCUGAGAGUGAACAGGCUACAUAUGCCUCUGCAAAUAAUGAUUUGAAAGGCACAAAGGCAUAUCAGGAAGCUGAUGUCGCUGGACUACAUAACCUUGCCAUGGCCAUAAUUGAUUACAGGGGUCAUAGAGUGGUGGCUCAGAGUGUCUUACCUGGCAUUCUUCAAGGGGAUAAAUCAGAUUCUCUCCUUUAUGGAUCCGUUGACAAUGGCAAAAAAGUUUGCUGGAAUGAAGAUUUUCAUUCAAAGGUACUAGAAGCUGCUAAACGCCUUCAUUUGAAGGAACAUACGGUAUUUGAUGCAUCUGGAAAUGUUUUCAAAUUGGCUGCUCCAGUGGAAUGCAAGGGCAUUGUUGGCAGUGAUGACAGGCAUUAUCUUCUGGAUUUGAUGAGAGCAACUCCUCGUGAUGCAAAUUAUACUGGUCCUGGAUCCCGAUUCUGUAUAUUGAGACCAGAAUUAAUUACUGCCUUUUGCCAGGCUCAAGCUGCAGAGGGCUCAAAAUCUGAGCUUAAUUCUGAGGGAUUGGCUAAUAUGGCAACUGAUUCUUCAAAGGUUGCUGGUGUUGAAGCACCAGUGGGUACAGAGGGCCAUGAAGCUGCAACUUCUGAUGACAAUCAGGGUGUAACCAAGGAAGAUAAAAACAAGGCUGAAAAAGAAUGCACUUCUGCAUCUGUUAAAAGCUGUGAAACACAUGAGAUAUUAUUUAACCCCAAUGUCUUUACCGAAUUUAAAUUGGCUGGGAGUCAAGAGGAGAUAGUAGCUGAUGAAGAAAAUGUGCGGAAAGCUAGUUCUUAUCUUCUAGAUGUUAUACUUCCGAAGUUUAUACAAGAUCUUUGCACGCUGGAGGUUUCACCCAUGGACGGCCAGACAUUAACAGAAGCACUCCAUGCACAUGGAAUUAACAUUCGGUACAUCGGAAAAGUUGCUAAUGGGACCAAACAUCUACCUCAUCUAUGGGAUCUUUGUUCUAAUGAGACUGUAGUCCGGUCAGCAAAGCACAUCCUUAAGGAUGUUUUGAGAGAUACAGAGGAUCAUGAUCUUGGACCGGCAGUCUCACAUUUUUUGAACUGUUUCUUUGGAAGUUGCCAAGCGCUUACUGCAAAAUUAACUUCUAGCAUACAGUCCAAAAACCAAAAGAAAGAGCAAGCAAGUCAUCAAUCUUCAGGCAAGACGUCGAGGGGACAUUCCAGAUGGAAGGGAAAAGCUUCUGCAAGGAAGAAUAUUUCUUCUUAUAUGAAUGUUAGCUCAGAAACUCUAUGGUCUGACAUUCAGAAAUUUGCAAAACUGAAAUAUCAGUUUGAGUUGCCAGAGGAUACAAGAUUACGAGUGAAGAAAGUCUCUGUCUUGCGAAAUCUAUGUCAAAAGGUGGGAAUUACUAUUGCUGCUAGCAAGUAUGAUUUUAACACUGCAAUACCUUUUCAAACGAUAGAUAUUUUGAAUCUCCAACCUGUAGUGAAGCAUUCAGUACCUGUAUGUUCAGAAGCUAAAGAUCUUGUAGAGAUGGGAAAGGUCCAAUUAGCGGAAGGCAUGCUUACUGAAGCGUACACAAUGUUUUCAGAGGCAUUUUCAAUUCUUCAACAGGUCACUGGGCCAAUGCAUCGGGAGGUUGCAAAUUGCUGUCGGUACCUUGCUAUGGUCUUGUAUCAUGCAGGAGAUAUGGCUGGGGCCAUAAUGCAACAGCACAAAGAACUUAUUAUAAAUGAACGUUGCUUGGGUUUGGACCACCCUGAUACUGCUCAUAGUUAUGGCAAUAUGGCUCUCUUCUACCAUGGCCUCAACCAGACAGAGCUAGCAUUACGUCACAUGUCCAGGGCAUUGCUUUUGCUAAGCCUAUCUUCUGGCCCGGAUCAUCCUGAUGUUGCUGCAACUUUCAUAAAUGUUGCAAUGAUGUAUCAAGAUAUUGGCAAAAUGAACACAGCACUUCGUUAUCUGCAAGAAGCCUUGAAAAAGAAUGAAAGGCUGCUAGGCGAGGAACAUAUUCAAACAGCUGUAUGCUAUCAUGCCCUUGCAAUUGCAUUCAAUUGUAUGGGUGCCUUCAAACUUUCUCACCAGCAUGAAAAGAAAACCUAUGACAUUCUCGUAAAACAGCUUGGUGAGGAGGACUCAAGAACAAGAGACUCCCAGAAUUGGGUGAAGACAUUUAAGAUUCGUGAGAUGAAUGCUCAAAAGCAGAAAGGUCAAGCUUUAAAUGCUGCUUCUGCUCAAAAGGCAAUUGAUAUCUUGAAGGCCCAUCCGGAUAUAAUACAUGCAUUCCAAGCUGCUGCUGCAGCUGGAGGAUCUGGGAGUUCCAGUGCUUCUUUCAACAAGUCCCUUAAUGCAGCAAUGAUUGGCGAGACUCUACCUCGAGGAAGGGGAUUUGAUGAAAGAGCAGCUCGUGCAGCAGCAGAAAUACGGAAGAAAGCUGCUGCUAGGGGUCUUGCAACUCGCUCACAUGGGAUACCAGUCCAAGCUGUGCCCCCAUUAACUCAGCUCAUUAACAUGAUCAACUUGGGGGUGACUCCAGAGGCAGGAGAUGGUGAGGAAGCAGGAGAAAGGAGGGAAGCAAAUGGCCAUCAUCCAAAUGGUCCAGUUGAUGCCAAAAAAGAUGCAUCAACGUCUAAGGAAGAAGAACAAGCGCCUGUUGGAUUAGGCACGGGCCUCACUUCAUUGGAGGCUAAAAAACAGAAAACGAAACCGAAAGUCACAUCUUGAGAUUUUGACUGGCAGGUUCUCAAUAUGUAACUGAGUCAAUUUGAGGAAUGUUUGCUAUUUAUAACGUUAUCAUUGGUACUCACUUGCAAGUCCCGAGAGCAGAAUAAACUGGCUCAGAGAUCAUCUUUGUUGGUGAACAUUGGGCCGCAUCUUGUGCAAAUAGGAACACUUUGAGCAUUGUCAACGAGUUGUUCUACUAGUUUUGUUUUGGUCAUUCGUUUUAGGCAUGCGUGAUUUUAAAAUUAUACUUGAUAUGGAAGUGUUUGCUAUUCGAGUCUAAUAAAUGGCCCUCCUGAAAAAUGAGCUUCCUCACAGUAUUUUUUAUAUUUUUUUUGAGAGUAUUUUUUAUUUAUAUAUUUUUUUUAUUUGAGACUAGUCUUCGGUGAAAAUGUGAGGUAAGGUUGUGUACAUUAGAUUCAGGAGUUAGGAUCUUACAUAUAGCAAAAGUUUUAUACACGGGUUAUGUCAUGGUCCUAGAGAGACACCAGUUUUAUCUCCUACGCUCUCCGCAGGUUAGAUUCGGUUUGACAUCCACCUGCUGCCACUAUAUUAGAUACUAUAUCACACGUUAGCUUUCGUUUGUCCUAAUAGUUUCACGACACUCAAGCAUGGCGAGGGGAUCAGAGAGUAGCAUCUGAAAAGUCAUAUUCAAUUAAAGCCUAUAUCGAUUGUGUAUCAGACGGUUGUGUAUUAGAGUUAGUUUUGAAAUAAAUAUAUUUACAUCAUUUGAAAUUUGUAAGGUAUUUUUUGUUGGAUAAAAUU